Messenger RNA from Nematolebias whitei (Rio pearlfish), 1750 nucleotides. It is a transcript of the gene nsun5, whose product is annotated as NOP2/Sun RNA methyltransferase 5. Gene Ontology annotation, molecular function: methyltransferase activity. NCBI's taxonomy places the organism in Eukaryota, Metazoa, Chordata, Actinopteri, Cyprinodontiformes, Rivulidae. The record is from RefSeq and is a predicted model, not a curated record. Gene Ontology annotation, biological process: rRNA base methylation. The transcript is spliced from 4 exons. Bases 205 to 1683 code for a protein of 492 amino acids. Gene Ontology annotation, cellular component: nucleolus.
CGCGUAAACGGUGCUUCACAUUCUGCUUCCGGGAUCAUGACUACACGUGCGACUAAAUCCGAAGACUCCACAUUAAAUACGAUCAAAUAACAUUUCAUUAAGCUUUUCAACACAAAUAAGCAAAGAAGGAGGACAGGUAACGCGUCAGGGCUGUUUUCUAAAGUAAAAUUAAUAACUUUGAGGUUUUAGGGGAACGUUUCCAUCAUGGCGCUGUACUUGAAAGCCGCUGAAGUCCUGGAGAAAGCCGAGAGGAAACAGGGCGCGCUGAAAACUCUGGUCUACGACAGUAAAUUCCCGAACAUCAAGCAGCUGUUCGCUCUGGUUUGUGAGACACAGAAGUAUUCCUCCGUCCUGCAGGAGAUCAUCGAGUCCACGAAGCUGCUCAAGCUCACCAAGUGGAAGAUGCCGCUAGCCAAAGUGCUGGUCCACGACCUGUUGAUGGGUCAGGGGCUGAAGUGCGGCGGGCCCUGGAAGUCCGCCAUGAUGAAGCACCGGCCCAGGCUGCAGGCACAGCUGGCUCGCAUGAAGGUGAAGCAGAAAGUCAGCAGGAAUGAAGACCUUCUCCCUGCCAGCGCCCAGCAGUCCGAUGGCGACCAGUUACCCAGGUAUGUGCGUGUGAACACUCUGCAGACCACCGUGGAGGAUGUGGUGGACUACAUGAAGAGGGAUGGUUUCUCCUACCUGGGACAGGCUGUCACGCUGGACAACCUGAACCUGAAGGGGAAGAACUUUGUGAUGGACCUGCACCUACCAGAGCUGUUGGCCUUUUCACCUAAAACAGACUUUCAUGACCACUUCCUGUACAAAUCUGGUCACAUCAUUCUGCAGGACAAAGCCAGCUGCCUUCCAGCCCAUCUCCUCCACCCUCCGCCUGGUAGUCACGUUCUUGACGCCUGUGCUGCUCCUGGCAACAAAACCAGCCAUCUAGCAGCCAUCAUGAGAAACAAAGGCAGGUUGUUCGCCUUCGAUUUGGACGCCAAACGUUUGGCCACUAUGUCGACGCUGCUGCUCAGAGCAGGAGUCACCUGCCAUCAGCUGGCCCACCAGGACUUCUUGAAGGUGGACCCCGACUGCUUACAAUAUAAAGAUGUUGAAUAUAUCCUGCUGGAUCCGUCCUGCAGCGGAUCAGGUAUGGUGUGCCUGCGGGACAACGCCGCUGCUGACCAGGAGAAGGAGAAGGCUCGUCUGACCUCCCUGGCCUCCUUCCAGCUGCGGUGCCUGAACCAUGGCCUCAGGUUUCCCCGCCUGAAGCGACUGGUUUACUCCACCUGCUCCGUUCACACGGAGGAGAACGAAGAAGUCGUAGCUGCCUGUCUGCAGCAGAACCCCAGCUUCAGGUUGGAGCAUCUGCUGCCUCAGUGGCCUGAACGAGGACUGGAACCUCUCUCCCAGUGUUUGCGUGCCAGCACCAGUAAAACCCUCACUCACGGCUUCUUUGUUGCUCUGCUGGAAAAACGCAGUGAGAGCGUGAAGACGGAACCUGUGGUUCAGAAAAGUGACGUGGAGGCGACGCCGACUGAUCUCUGUGUUUGUGAGGGAGAACCUGCAGCUCCGGAGGAAAACUCCGAGGCCUCAGACACGGAGGAGAAACUGACGUGCACAGGAGAGACUGCCGCUUCACCCAACAAGAAGAGUAGGAGGAAGAGAAGGAAGAAAAAGAAGACGAAACAAAAAGCAGAGUGAAAGACUGUGUUGUGUUGCAUAGAGGGAACUCCCUGUUGUUUCCCAACAGGAAUGAGAUGAAUUUAAA